Molecule: messenger RNA, 2865 nt
Organism: Chionomys nivalis (European snow vole)
Lineage: Eukaryota; Metazoa; Chordata; Mammalia; Rodentia; Cricetidae
Gene: Cyth4
Product: cytohesin 4
Exons: 14
Coding region: 240-1424 (394 amino acids)
Biological process (GO): regulation of ARF protein signal transduction
Molecular function (GO): guanyl-nucleotide exchange factor activity
Source: RefSeq, a predicted model, not a curated record
CGAGAGUCAGACGACUGAAUCUGGCCUCAGUCACACGGAAGAACUGAACAGAUUUGAUGGAAGUGUGUGCUGCGUCAGGAGCCUGCGCACAGACCCCUGUGGCCAAGGCUGGCUUCCUCCCACAGGGUCUGGGCGGGGCGGGCAGGAAGGUGCUGUGACCAGCCCUGUCAGCCACCCACCAGAGCAGCAGCUGAGCUAGCAAGACAAACAGCUGGACCACCUUCCCCCAGGGCUUCAGAAUGGACCUGUGUCAUGCAGAUCUCACCGAGCUCAGCAGCGGGGAGGCCAAGGAGCUCCAGCAGAUCAAAUGGCACCGGAAGCAACUACUGGAAGACAUCCAGAAGCUGAAGGAUGAAAUCGCAGAUGUGUUCGCCCAGAUUGACUGCUUCGAGAGCACCGAGGAGAGCCGAAUGGUGCAGAAAGAGAAGGAGAUGUGUAUUGGGAGGAAGAAAUUCAACAUGGACCCUGCCAAGGGCAUCCAGUAUCUCAUUGAGCACAAGCUGCUGACCUCUGGUGUCCAGGAUAUCGCCCAGUUCCUGUACAAGGGUGACGGCCUCAACAAGACAGCCAUUGGCACCUACUUGGGGGAAAAGGACCCCAUCAACUUGCAGGUCCUACAGGCCUUUGUGGACUGCCAUGAGUUUGCCAAUCUCAACCUCGUUCAGGCCCUCAGGCAGUUCCUGUGGAGCUUCCGGUUACCUGGUGAGGCCCAAAAGAUUGACCGCAUGAUGGAGGCCUUCGCUGCUCGCUACUGCCUCUGCAAUCCAGGUGUCUUCCGGUCCACAGACACCUGCUACGUGCUGUCUUUCUCGGUCAUCAUGCUCAACACUGGCCUACACAACCCCAACGUCCGGGACAGACCGCCCUUCGAGCGCUUCGUAUCCAUGAACCGCGGCAUCAACAAUGGCAGCGACCUGCCGGAGGAGCAGCUGAGGAAUCUCUUUGACAGCAUCAAGAGUGAGCCCUUCUCCAUCCCUGAGGAUGACGGUGGUGACCUCACCCAUACCUUCUUCAAUCCUGACCGUGAAGGCUGGCUACUCAAGCUGGGCGGCCGUGUGAAGACAUGGAAGCGACGCUGGUUCAUCCUCACGGACAACUGUCUCUACUACUUUGAGUUCACCACUGACAAGGAGCCUCGGGGGAUCAUUCCUCUGGAGAACCUUUCCGUGCAGAAGGUGGAUGACCCCAAGAAGCCGUUCUGCCUGGAGUUAUACAACCCUAGCUGCCGGGGCCAGAAGAUAAAGGCAUGCAAGACUGAUGGGGACGGCAAGGUGGUAGAGGGGAAGCAUGAGUCCUACCGCAUCUCAGCCGCCAACGCCGAGGAGCGCGACCAGUGGAUCGAGGCCAUCAGGGCCAGCAUCACCCGUGUCCCCUUCUAUGAUCUGUUGUCUGCUCGGAAAAAGAAGAUUGCCAGUAAGCAGUGAGCUUCUAGGAGGUGGCUCUGGCAAGCCGGUAGGACCUGUGGUAUCUGGAGACACACCUCUCACCCACUGCACCUGUUCCUGCUCACAAACCUACCCUACCCCUCCCCAUCACUGGAACUGGCUAUGGGGGAUGCAGAACCUUGGAUGGCACAGAGCUCACAGGGAAGCCCCUGAUACCAGGACUGCAAGCCAAGAAGAACCUCUGAGGCUCCACCCUGGACCACUGCAGCCCAGGGUAAAGAUGGGGAGAUGAUCCAGCCCAGAGCACACUACCGGUGUGUCCCGCCCUCUCCCUCUCCAUCAGGAGGACCAUAGAUUCCCUGGAAGCUUCCGGUUCAGAGGCAUCCCACCCUUCAAUUGGGCCAGGCUCUCCCUGACAACACCAGGAAUCAGCCUACACCCAAAUCUGAGCCUGAAGCUUCAGACACACCCUUCUGCUGAAUCACAACCAUCUCUGGGUCUUACAGAAAUUCAGGGUUUGGACAGGAAACAUCUUGGCCUUUGGUCAGCUUGACUUCUGGGGUAGCUGGGACAUUAGGUGACUGAACCAGACAGACUGUGCUGGAAGGUUCUGAGGACACCACUGUCACCAUUGUCAAGGCCUUUGACAUGAGAAGAGGCGCAGGGGAGAUCCUCCAGGCAGUAGCAGUAUCUGGCUGGCAGAUAUGAGCUACAGCCGAGAGAAAGGGAGAGGAGAAAACGCUGUAGGCUAUACCCACCAGGAGGACUGCCUGCAGGCCUUGGUGAGCCAGCUAGUAGCAGGGAACUCACGCUUGAACAGACUCUUGCCCAUGGCACCACUACUAGAUGCCUGGUCAGCAGAGCUAGGGUGGUGAGGGGUUACAGACUGGACCCUUGUUCCCACCUCCUGCCAGAACAAAACCAGCUUUCCAUGCACAGCAGGUUCCUUUGUCCCCACCGAGCCCUCACCUGGAGGAGGCUUCUUACCCAGAGCACGUGUUUGAGGAGCAUCCCAUCCAGGGAAAACUCCUCAGCAAAGCUGCAAAAAAUGGGGCUUCCUCUGCUCUGGGCCAGCCUGGGCUCUGAGCAGGAACAGCAGGUGGCCAGGCUGCGUCAUCCCCCCGAAGCAGCCCACACGUGCACACUUCCCACAGGGUAUGUGUGGCAGGAGGGGUGAGACUCCUUGUCUCUGAUGGGCACACACCUGGGAGCUGGGGCACCAGCAGACAGAGCCCUUGCUGGUCAACUGGGGGCUUGAGCUGAGCCCACCUCAGCUGCCCCCAUUUAGGAGUUAAAGGACCCUAAAGCAUUCCUCUGCCUCUGGCAUGCGUUGUGCACAAAGGCUGUGGGACCUUUGUUGUCCCCCUGCCUCCCUCCCAUCCUCAGCUUCCUCCCCAGCACCAAGGUGGUGGGGACGGGGUCAUCAGUUUACUUCCUGUCCUGACACUUAGGAGCAAGAAUAAAGCUCAUGAUCCAACUC